Cataglyphis hispanica is the source of this 2349-nucleotide messenger RNA. It is a transcript of the gene sro, whose product is annotated as D-beta-hydroxybutyrate dehydrogenase, mitochondrial. NCBI's taxonomy places the organism in Eukaryota, Metazoa, Arthropoda, Insecta, Hymenoptera, Formicidae. The coding region runs from base 1066 to 2193 and encodes 375 amino acids. Gene Ontology annotation, molecular function: oxidoreductase activity. The transcript has 6 exons. The record is from RefSeq and is a predicted model, not a curated record.
UAAUGGCACAACAUAUUCUUUUUUUUUUUAAUUUAUGCGUUGUACUAUAUAAUGUUAUAUUUUAUAUAAUACAUAUAUACAUUAUAUUUUGUAUACAUAGACAUUUAUAUUCCGUAUUUUAAAAUCAACUAUUAUUCUUUGUAUAUUUGUGUUUUUAUUUGAUACUAUUGUAAUACGAAUUAAUUCCUAUUGGUAAUGUUAUCGAUCUUUUUGUAAAACGUCUUUUUUUAAAGUAGAAGCUCAGAAGUAGCCAAAUUAUUUUGAUAUCUUUUCAAGACAUAAGUCUAAAAAAGAAGCGCAACAUAUUCCGUAUACUUUUCUUCGAUGUGGACUAUUGAAAUUUAAAUGAACCGAGUCGUGUGCCUGUAAACAUCUCCUCCCAUGAAAUAUUAAAAUGCUCACAACCGCGUACGCAUAAGAUGAUUUAUCGGUGCCUUUAUAUUUCUUCUUCUUUUUUUAUUUAGUUGUUUAUUCGAAACUAGUACAUAAUUUUAUUCUUUUGCAAAAUAACAUAUUAUUUUAUGAAAUCUAUUGAAGGUAUUGCUUGUUAUAUAUUAUAAUAACAAAACACGAGACUUUAAUACAACAAUAACUUUGACUAUCAAUGAUAAUUUUGAAAAAAUCAGAAAAUUGACAAUGUAUAAAAGAUAACAAUAUAAAAAUUAAUUUAUCUUUUACUAAUGUAUUCUUCUUCUUUAAUAGUGUGAAACGAAGAUUCAAUGUACUAUAUCUCUUUCGAAUAAAUCGAAGUUGAAUAUCCUGCAACUCUCUCGAACACUCCCACACAGCGAUGUAUCAAAUCGAUAACUGAAAAAUUAAUAUUUAAUACAAAUUCUCCACACCGUGUAUUCUAUUUCGAAAAGCAGCGGGCCCGGCGGCGCCAUACGAGAUGGGUGGAUCGAGGGUCAAAUUUCUUCUCCUACAGGGACCGGUCGCACCGGCGAUCGCGCAGGAUUACAUUUACUUUCUUCAUCCAGCGAGCAUAGCGAUAUACACGUCCGAUCGUGUGUCCACUCUUCCGUACAAAUUCAUAUGCUAGAGUGACCAGCAGCAUAAAUUGAAGAGAUGAACUCGGUGAAAGAAGUAUACGGUAACAGAUGGAUGGCGUGGUGGAGAAGAAAUUCAACCGCCUUGCCAGUCGCUGCGACAAUUUCGUGCAAUCUCGCGUACUUCGUGGAGGCCGGUUACACGCGCAUGGCUGCGGUGCUUUCGAUGAUUUCGCUGGGUGGUGUUACCUUGUACUAUAUUUCUAAACGUCGAUGGAAAAUAAAGUCGCGAGAUCUUGUCAUUCUAACCGGUUGCAAUUCCGGUUUGGGCUACAGCUUAGCGAUGCAUUGUCGCGCUCAGGGCGCAACAGUUUUAGCCGGGGUGCGCGAAGCAGCUGUGAUGCUGAAACCCAAUGCUGCUGUUGAAUCAUUAAAGAAUAAAGGUAUCAUCGUUCACCAACUCGAUAUCACGAAUGCAGAAUCCGUUCGAGGAUUUGGAGAAAGAGUCAAGCAACUGUUGGAGGAACAGCAAUUAGUGCUGCGUGUAUUGGUAAAUAAUGCGGGGAUGAUGGUGUUCGGCGAGUUCGAGUGGCAGACGCAGGAUCUCGUGGAGAAUCAGAUAAAUGUCAAUCUUUUGGGAACGAUGAGAAUCACGCGGGAACUGAUGCCAAUCAUACGGCAGAACGGUAGCAGAAUUAUCGUCGUGUCCAGCCAUUGUGCCGCUGAUCCUUUGCCGGGUAUAAGCAUCUACGCGGCGACAAAAGCCGCCCUUCACGCGUGGACCACCGCUCUUCGGGUAGAAGUCGGCAAAUACGGCGUCAAUGUAGUUGAUUUUAUACCUGGUGGUUUUAUAUCAGAAAGUAAUAUCAUGAGACGGCAACGAUUGUUCUUUGACGAAAUGGAACAACAUAUGUCGGAUGAAGCAAAACAAUUUUAUGGCAAUUAUUUCGCUCGAUAUGCCGAGUAUUUUUCCCAGGCAAGCCUGUCGUCUGGCAAUCAAGACAACAUAACACUCCUAUCGAAUCCGAGAAUCUACGAAACCUUUGAUAGCGCUCUUCUUGAUGUCUAUCCUUCGGCGAUUUACAGAUGCGAACCAUGGAGAUACUUCUUUUAUCGAAUAUUAUUUAAAAGCACUCCGACGUGGAUACGUGAUCGAUUAGUACAAAACUUCGUCAAUGCACCAUCGUGGCAGAUCAACAAACAAUAAAUCAUUGUUAUUAUCUUAUUAAAUACUUUUUCAAAAUCCAAUAUUUUCUCUUGCGUUUCGUUCAAGAGAAGAAUAUUAUAAUGUUUUAAAAAACUGGAGAGAGAUGAUAUUUAUAUAUAAUUCAAUAUACAAAUAAAAUGGGAAUAAUAAUUAAAA